UUGUACCACCGGAAGGCUACUAACAGAAAAAAUAUAUAUGGACGACUCGUGGUCUGUCAUUAGCGCUCUAACAUUCCAGUUCUGUUUGGAAACGGAGGACCACCGUGUUAGUGUGGAGUACCACUAAUGUGUUUUUCAGUCCUAUCUUUACUACUAAUCGGCCCGAUUCCUUUACUAGUCUGAGUAACCAUCUCGUAUGACAUUUGGUCACCCCUAAUAGUGGUACGAGGAAAAGUAACAGCUGUACAUUCAGGAAAUCUGCACCUGUGCAAGCAGCCAUUUUCCAGCAGGAUAAUGAAUGCUCGGCAGCAUACAGCUAAAAUUUUUUAGGAACGUGCCACAUUUAUUUUGUUUAUCUGGUCUCCGAAUUAAUUGCCUAUCCAAUAUUUGUUGGAUAAGAUGUUCGCUAGCUUCGGCUAUCUAUCGUUAUGAGAAAUCUAGAACCGCAUUGCAAUUUGCAACAUUUUUCGGAUAAUAUAAUACAGUAUGACAUACAGUGCCUGUAUGGCUGUGUGCCUAUAUGUCCGACCGUAUCGCCGCCUAUUUCCAGGAAAAACGAAGUACUACAGAGAACAUAAUAGUAAAGGUUGUUAAUUGUACAUUUUCCUAUCCUAAAUUGACUCUUUAUAAUGAUACUAUCACUUAUUACUUCUAAUCACUAAUUACUUAUUACCAUGAUCAUUACCUUCACAAUAACAAAGUUCCAUUCUAUUCAAACGUUUCUUUGAUGUAUAACUUUUUUGUUCACGAGUGUAUUAACAAUUUCUAUGAAAUGUCCCAAAACACCAAUGACUCUGUCCACUUCUUGGACAGUCAUUCGCUCAUGAGUCAUUUUAACCAAUUAACCAAUAAGCUCUUGCGUACUUAAACUAAUACGAAUGGUAAUUGUUUAAACUUGUUUUUCUAUUAUAUAUACAAUAUACACAGAGAACUCUGAAAGAGAUUAACUAAAUUAUACACUAUAUCAAGAAUCAACGAUAACAUGACUUUUUUGAAAAGAAUAUUUACAGAGAGAAUAUGCAUGAAAACAUGCUCAACACCAUAGAAGUUUCCAACUUUGCAUUAUGGAUAAAGGACACAACUAUUGGUUUCGUAGAAGAUCUAUUCCAGUAUUUAUGUGUAUUCUUCAUGGAGAGCGUAGGUUGUCCAUGUCAAUUAAUCUUUUUGUUUUUCUUCAUCUUGAUUGUUUACUAUUCAUCAUUUACUUACAAUAAAACUGUGGAUUUGACCGAAUGUGGAAAUAUAAAAGUAGGAAAACGAUACCAAAAGCGGUCUCAACUGUCGAAAGAAGCUAAAGGUUCAAGAGACUUGCCUCCUGUAUAUCCUAACGGUUGGAUACCAUUAAUAGAGUCCAGGGAUAUCUUAAUUGGUCAGUGUAAGCCUGUAAAUGCUCUGGGUCAAGAUUUUGUUAUUUUUCGAGGUAAAACUGGCAAAAGUUUCAUUUUAGAUGCUUAUUGCCCUCAUUUGGGUGCUCAUUUAGGAGUUGAAGGUAAAGUUUACGACGAUUGCAUCGAAUGCCCUUUUCAUGGAUGGAGAUUUUCUGGUCAAGAUGGCUUAUGUGUCAAAAUUUCAUAUUGUGAUAAAGUCCCAGACGUGGCUAGAGUAAAAUCUUGGGAAACAAUUGAACAAAACGGUUUCAUUUACGUCUGGUAUCAUGCAGAGGGCGAAAAUCCAACAUGGAAACCUCCUGUUAUUCCAGAAAUCGAACAGGGAUCGUGGACAUACAAAGGCCGUUCGGAGCAUAUCGUCAGCUGUCAUAUACAAGAGAUUCCAGAAAAUGGGUCUGAUAUAAAACACUUUGACUGCAUACAUAGUGCCAGCAUUUUGUCAGGAAAGAAUAAUCAAUGGACUUUUUGGAGUUACGAUUGGCGGGCUACUUGGUUUUCCAAUUCUUUUCCUCAUCACCAUAUGACUUCAAUUAAUAUCUCUGGGGAUGUGAAGUUGUUUGGUCUAUCGUUACCUUUUGUACAAAUGAAAAUGGAAGUUAAACAGAUAGGACCUGCGAUAGCACAUAUAUACAUGAAGAGUGUAUUUGGAGCAGGAGUGUUUGUCCAUAACAUCAUCCCUGAACUUCCGUUCAGGCAUAAGAUCAUUCAUCAUUACUAUUCCCCUCGAUUUUCACAAGUAUCUGCUCACAUUCGUUUUCUGUUGCAAGAAAAUAUGUUUAGACGAGAUGCUGUCAUAUGGAAUAAUAAACGAUUUUUGAAAAAUCCCGUGUACACAAAAGAAGAUAAAACAAUUGCACAAUUCAGAAAAUGGUAUUCUCAAUUCUAUAGUGAAAAUAGUCUGAAAUUUCCCAGUAAUCUGAAUUGGUAGCAGAUUAGUAACUUUAAAUUUUUAUAUGUUUAGGAUAUAAUAUGUGACCUUUUGUAACUUUGUAACACAUAUAUUUUUUCUUAUAUACAACACCAUACAACCACUGGGGUUUCUGUGACUCCAUGAAUUAUCUAGUGAAAUAUUUAAAAUUAAAUAACUUAUAUAAUUGGUGCAAAUAUAUAUAUAUCUCUAAUGGUAGUGGAAGAACUGUUUGUAAUGCAUGGCUCCAAACACGUUCAGGAAGACUUUCUAUCAAAGUAUUCUCUUCAAGACUUGAAGCACUAUCUUCGGAAUGCUUCUUGUCCCAUCUUUUCAAGUAACAUUCGUUUUGUUCGCACUGUACACUCUUCAAAAAUUUAUAAAUAUUGCUUGGAUUCGUGAUUACUGGGUCAUUUCAUGUAAACGUGCUUUAAUAACUCAGAUAUUUUCUAAACGUAAUUUCAUAUCAUUUUGCGCACACUCCACAUACAGAUGCUCUGCGUUCUUUGCAUAGAUUGGUUACAAUUUCGGAAUAACAUUUUGUUUUUUCUAUUUUUGAUCUGUAACAAAA
Messenger RNA from Centruroides sculpturatus (bark scorpion), 2866 nucleotides. Its product is annotated as cholesterol 7-desaturase-like. Gene Ontology annotation, biological process: cholesterol metabolic process; chlorophyll biosynthetic process. The record is from RefSeq and is a predicted model, not a curated record. The coding region runs from base 1018 to 2316 and encodes 432 amino acids. Gene Ontology annotation, molecular function: chlorophyllide a oxygenase activity; 2 iron, 2 sulfur cluster binding. Gene Ontology annotation, cellular component: chloroplast. Lineage: Eukaryota; Metazoa; Arthropoda; Arachnida; Scorpiones; Buthidae. The transcript has 7 exons.